GUCCAUUUUGGAUAUUUACAUACUCUCUAAAGGCUGGUCUUCAAAACCAGGAGUGUGGACUUGAAGCGCAAGCUGUAGGGAUAUGGCUUUCAGGGUAGCCACACCAAGGAGCUGCUGGGACAACGGAAAAAGCGUAGGACCCACAUCCGGGUUCCAUAACUUUGCUCACGCCAUUGCACAACCAUUUCCAUUGGACAUCAUCAUCUUCGGCAAUCCCAUAGCGCCAAUAAAGGCCCAGUCUGCAAAUCAGGAAAGGAUUGAAGGGAACAUUGCUUACAGAUUCCAAGAUAUCACUUUCUUCAAUGGGUCUAUGGAACUAAUGGUCGUCCCUAAAAAGAAGCUUCAUCCUCUAACAACUUCCUUAACAUGACAAUUAAUUUUGAACACGCUGAAAGUACCAUUACAUAACCUUUUCAAAUUGCUAACGCAGGUUACUCGUCACAAGAGUUACUCCAAAGCUAUUGCCAAUGAAUCGCAGGUUACUCGUCACAAGAGGGGGAUAAGAAAUGGACCAAAGGCAU
Molecule: messenger RNA, 521 nt
Organism: Cuscuta campestris
Lineage: Eukaryota; Viridiplantae; Streptophyta; Magnoliopsida; Solanales; Convolvulaceae
Source: the annotation of a GenBank genome assembly